AUGGCUAAGUCAAAGCAACCAUCAAAGCCAAGUCCACUGAGUCGAGAAAAAGUUUACGACUCGAGCGACAGCGGGCACAAUGAAGACUCAGAGACGAGGCCAAUCUCAAGCUCCAAGCUAAAGAAAUUACCGCUCAGAGAGGCAGACAGAAGAAAAUCAGCAGAAAAUUCACCUGCUGCAAACAGGCUAUCCCCACGUGCAGCUUCGGAUACUACUUCAGAAGAUGAAGGACAAUCAACAGAGAGUGAGGAAGAUGACGAGGAAGAUGGAUCUGAAACCGAGAGUCAGGGCCAGGAGCCGAGCUCUGAAUCAAGUAAACGAAAGUCACCUGCAGAAACAUCGGAACAACCAAGUCGUAAGAAAAGCAAGGCGGCACCAGUUGCUACUUCCACGAUACACAUACCGCCCAAAGCCUUCCAAGCACCGCGUGGCCACGAACCACUCAUCUUAUCAGCCUCAGAUUUCGCGUCGGAGAGUGCCUCGUUAUUCGAAAAUCUCCAGGGCAAGCAGAUAUGGCACAUCUCAGCUCCAGACACGGUUAAUAUCGGCGCAAUCAAAGAACUUGAUAUUCAGGCAGCGUUGUCGGGCCAGGCCAUUCUCAGCAAAGACGGUAUCAACUAUAACAUGCAACCGUCUUUUGCCUCAAACGACGUCUUACUCCUUCCACAAGGAAGCGAUUCCACAUACGAGCAGAGCGAGAUGAGGAUAUCGAGGAGUUUCCACCUCCGGCAGAUGAGCAGCAAGCCUAAGCUUAAGCAUCAGACGAAAGACCAGGCCGAGACACCACUCACCUUCACCGCAGUCGAGGAAGGCAAGGAAAGUAUCCCCAGAAAACAGCCUGGGGGCCUCAAGAUGCGAUACACCCCAUUCGGAGCCACUCCUGCAGCACGGAAUGAUAAUGACGAAGACGACAUCGAGAUGAACACUGAAAUAGGUACGGCUACAUUCAAAGUCCCCGACGAUGUAGUGGGUGAACGAUCAGGCGGGAAACAAGCAACAAAUGACGAUGCAGACUCGAUGCAUCGUGGCGGGAAACGGGACAAGAGGAGCCAGGAAAAGGACAGAGUCACUGGGUCAGGCGAAAAGAAGAAGAAAAAGAAACGGAGGCUUGUGGAUGAGGAGGGUGCCUUGUGA
Messenger RNA from Exophiala aquamarina CBS 119918, 1134 nucleotides. RefSeq lists its product as uncharacterized. Gene Ontology annotation, biological process: transcription by RNA polymerase I. The transcript has a single exon. The record is from RefSeq and is a predicted model, not a curated record. Bases 1 to 1134 code for a protein of 377 amino acids. Lineage: Eukaryota; Fungi; Ascomycota; Eurotiomycetes; Chaetothyriales; Herpotrichiellaceae.